AUGCCAAGGAAUGGGAAUCCUAAAGAGCCACUACAAGUUCAUUUUGGGUUCUAUGUGGAGAGUUUGGGAAACUUCCGGGCUACAGAAAUGACCUACGACAUGGAUAUGUAUCUUUAUAUGAGUUGGCAGGACGAUACAAUGAAACAUAAUGGGUCUGAACAUGUUUUGGUGAAUGAUAAGGAUGUUCUGGACAAAAUUUGGCUGCCGGAUUUGUACUUUGCCAACGCCAGGACUGCUUAUUUUCACAAGGUCACCGUUCACAACUUCAACAUGUUCAUUUCUCCGCAAGGAACAGUAUCCUAUGGUACCAGAGUCACCCUGAACCUGGCGUGCAAUUUGGAUUUGAAGGAUUACCCACUGGAUUAUCAAACUUGUUAUAUUAAAGUUAUCAGUUAUGCUCAUGUAAAAAACGAGAUGAAUGUCACCUGGUUUCCCAAUGACCCAAUCCGCUUCAACCCUGAAAUCGAUCUACCCGAAUUCCAUAUCCGCGCGCUGGACAAGGAUUACUGUAAUGGAGUAUUCCUCUACACACUAACUCAUAAUUCAUCGCGAGUUGGCGAGUUUUCAUGCCUUCUGGGAAUGCUGAAACUAAAAAGAGCAAUUGGAUUUCAUUUAGUACAAAGUUAUAUUCCAACAGCGUUGAUUGUCGCAAUUUCAUGGGUUUCGUUUUGGAUUGAUAGACGGGCGGUGCCGGCGAGAGUCAGCUUAUCAUUUACCACAUUGCUUACGUUGAGUACACAGGGUAAUGGAAUCCGGUAUGCUCUUCCUGCAGUUUCAUAUGCAAAAGCUAUUGAUUAUUUCUAUGGAGUUUGUAUGCUAUUCAUCUUUGGUGUCCUUCUGGAGUUUGCCAUGGUCAACAGCUAUAUGAGAAGAGCCAACAAGUACAAUCAUAUGGCUGAAAAGAUUCAGAGCGCUUAUGGUGGAAAACCAAUCAUUGCAGCGGACUACGAUUCGGAUUACGAGGAAGGACCCACCAAGUACUACGGGAAUCUCAACAAAAACUCGGCGCAUCUGAUGUACAAAGCGCUGAAAUUCUCUCGAAAAGCCUUAUCAAUUGAUAAAGCCGCAAGAUUUGCAUUUCCAUGUGUCUUCGCAAUAUUCAACGUCUUCUACUGGAUGUAUUAUUUACGGGAACCGCCGUUGAUGGAUUAA
Molecule: messenger RNA, 1152 nt
Organism: Caenorhabditis briggsae
Lineage: Eukaryota; Metazoa; Nematoda; Chromadorea; Rhabditida; Rhabditidae
Gene: Cbr-lgc-42
Product: Protein CBR-LGC-42
Exons: 8
Coding region: 1-1152 (383 amino acids)
Biological process (GO): signal transduction; chemical synaptic transmission; regulation of membrane potential
Cellular component (GO): neuron projection; membrane; synapse
Molecular function (GO): extracellular ligand-gated monoatomic ion channel activity; chloride channel activity; transmembrane signaling receptor activity
Source: RefSeq, a predicted model, not a curated record